Molecule: messenger RNA, 1770 nt
Organism: Anisakis simplex (herring worm)
Lineage: Eukaryota; Metazoa; Nematoda; Chromadorea; Rhabditida; Anisakidae
Source: the annotation of a GenBank genome assembly
AUGGCUUAUAUAUCGAAGGCAGAUUUGAUUGAUGCGUUAAAGCAUGAGUUUGGUGCUGAUGACGAAACUGGCUUAUGCACAAAGAUAUUGGGUCCAGCGAGCAGGCGGCCGAAACCGGGCGGUCUACCGCUCGGCUUCCGACAGGAUGACUCUUCAUAUGAAUCGGAUGAAGAGCAGUAUUCUCCAGGAUAUUUGGCAUAUUUCGAUGAGCUCUCCACUCAAGGCAUUAUUCAGAGUCGUUUACGAUCGAGAACAGUCGAAAAUGAGAAGAUUAGCACAUCGAAAAGUGGCGCAUCAUGUACGACGGUUAUCGUUCCGGGUCGUUAUCACAUGUCAAUGGAGGCGCGAAAUAGAGGAACGCCCAAAGAGGAGCCAUUUAGAAAAACACAGAAAGAGGAGCCAACUAUAAAGAUCUACAAAGUGCAGCCAACUGGAGAAACGCAACAAGCGCAGCCAAUUGUAAAAACUCACAAAGAGGACUCAAUUAAAAAGACGACCCACAGAAAUGAGCCGACUCGAAAAACGCACACAGUGGAAGCAACUAAACAGAGCCACAAAGAGGAGUCAACUAAAAAGACGACGACCCACAAAGAGGAGUCAACUAAAAAGACGACGACCCACAAAGAGGAGUCAACUAAAAAGACGACGACCCACAAAGAGGACAUUCGAGGGGAAUUUAAGGAUGCGUCCAGUGGUCGUCAACUGAUGGUAUUCUAUCCUUUUGCGGAUGCAAAAAAUGAUGAAACUCUCGGAUGUAUGCUGAAUUUGCGCGUGCUACCAAAAACGAAAAUUUCCGAUCUGAUUGGUUUCUGCUGUUAUGCGUAUAUGCGUAAUAAUCGAACACCACCAAUAAGUGAUCCAAGCCAGUAUCGUCUACUGAUGGCCGAAGAGAACGGUGAAGUUGAUCGUGAUCUGCCACCGAUUGAUGGGCAUCGAUCACUGGCUGAGCUUGGCUCCUGUUGGAGUACCGUGGCGUUGGUUCAUCGCUCUGAGAUUACCUCAGCGCCUGUCCACAGUGAAGUUACGGUAAUGUUUGCUUUUGGAUUCGCAUUCGCUAAUUUAUCCUAUCACAGAUACACCGUAAGUGGUGGUUGUUACGUGUUUGAAUUGGAUACACUGGAUGUACCACUGUCUUGGUUGAGGGAUCGAGCACUGGAGAGACGUAUCGAAGAGGAGGGUGAUUCCUUCUUGUGUAGUAGUGAUUAUCCUGAACUGCGUGAAUAUUUGUUGGAGACAUUGAACGAACCAGAUGUAGCAUUGAAUUUGGAAGCGACAAUCGCCAGUACGGCAUGCACCGAGUUCCUGUUAAUUCGCAAAAAUAGCUCACGAGGAGACUUCCAAAUGCGGCGACCAUCCAUCAUGUCGGAUUUUGAUGCAAUGACACCACUGGCAACAACCACUAUGCAAAGAUCAAUCAGUACGGAUUUAUACUCUGCGAGAAUUGGCGAUACAAGUGCAUUGACCACACCCGUAUCGCCAUCUCCUGUCACGCCCGAGGGUGACCCUGAACUGGGAUCGUUGCUUGACGAUGAUUAUACGGUUGAAUGGUUGCAUCGUUAUAAGCCAAAAUGGUCGGCACGUCUUGGUGGAAUAGACAGAAAAUUAUUUAUUGUAGCAAUGCACGAUUUGGGUUUCGAGCUGAGACGUUGUCAGUCGGAACGAAAACGUUCACUCACACUGCUGAGGUCACCCACCCAAAAAUAUUUGAAGGUUUUAUGGGAUCAUGUUGGUGCCGUCGAUAUUGUUGCAGAUCACGGAACAGGUUCGUAA